CCACACACAGAGAAAACCAAAAAAAUGGAAGACGAAAGCUCGGAGAGUAGGAACAAAGCUCGUCUUGCAAUAAUGGAGCUCGCUAACAUGAUCAGCGUACCAAUGUCCCUAAACGCCGCCGUUAAAUUAGGCAUCGCCGACGCUAUUUGGAACGCCGGAGCCAACUCUCCUCUCUCCGCCGCCGAGAUCCUCCCUCGCCUCCUUCUCUCAUCCUCCACCACCACCAUCGCCGGCGAUCCCGAGAAUCUCCAGCGCAUACUCCGGAUGCUCACAAGCUACGGCGUUUUCUCCGAACACAUCAACGGAUCAUCCGUCGAGAGAAAAUACUCUCUCACCGACGUCGGUAAAACGCUCGUCACCGACUCCGGCGGUCUCUCCUACGCCGCUUACGUCCUCCAACACCACCAGGAGGCGUUGAUGCGAGCGUGGCCGCUUGUUCACACGGCGGUGAUGGAGCCGGAGACGGAGCCGUACGUGAAAGCCAACGGCGAGGCGGCGUAUUCGCAGUACGGGAAAUGCGAGGAGAUGAACGGUUUGAUGCAGAAGGCGAUGUCCGGUGUAUCUGCGCCGUUCAUGAAAGCAAUAUUGGACGGUUACGAUGGGUUUAAAUCUGUGGAGCAUUUAGUUGACGUAGGUGGUAGCGCAGGGGAUUGUCUCCGUAUGAUCAUUGAGCAAUUUCCUAAUGUUCGUCGUGGCAUUAAUUUUGAUUUGCUAGAAGUUGUUGCCAAAGCCCCCAAGAUUCCUGGAGUGACUCACAUUGGUGGAGAUAUGUUCCAAUCAGUUCCAAGCGGUGACGCAAUCUUCAUGAAGUGGGUGUUAACGACAUGGACGGAUGAAGAAUGUAAGCAGAUAAUGAAGAAUUGUUACAAUGCUUUACCGGCUGGAGGAAAACUGAUCGCUUGUGAGCCGGUCUUGCCUAAGGAAACCGAUGAUAGUCAUCGGACUCGUGCCUUGUUAGAAGGCGACAUCUUUGUCAUGACAAUCUAUAGAACCAAAGGUAAGCACAGAACCGAAGAAGAGUUUAAAGAGCUUGGUCUAUCUGCUGGAUUCUCUACUUUUCGACCUUUCUACAUUGAUUACUUCUACACCAUCUUGGAGUUUCAGAAGUAGUAUUAAAGCAUUUAUCUUCUGAUCCAUAUCCUAAAAGCUUCCAAAUUGUGAUAGACGUCUAGUGAUGAGUAUGUUUUCAUUAAGCUGUUAUAACUUAAUCGUCUAUUUCUAUCUGCAUAUUUAAAAAGGAUCCCUAUAUAUAUUCGAAAUCAAA
This is a messenger RNA of Eutrema salsugineum, 1264 nucleotides long. Its product is annotated as caffeic acid 3-O-methyltransferase. Gene Ontology annotation, molecular function: O-methyltransferase activity; protein dimerization activity; S-adenosylmethionine-dependent methyltransferase activity. Bases 25 to 1110 code for a protein of 361 amino acids. NCBI's taxonomy places the organism in Eukaryota, Viridiplantae, Streptophyta, Magnoliopsida, Brassicales, Brassicaceae. The transcript has 3 exons. The record is from RefSeq and is a predicted model, not a curated record. Gene Ontology annotation, biological process: methylation.